AUGGCGCCCGUAUCAACAGAAACGCUGACGCAGCCGUCGGCGGGCCCGUCGUCCAACAAGCGCAAGAUGGACCAACACCACACCUCGGCCUUUACAGACACGCUCAAAAAGCUCAAGGAGGAAGCCGACUCGAACCAAGAGGUGGACGACCAGGCGCUUUGGCCGCGUCCCUACCUCGAGCCCCUCGACAUUGACAAUGAUGCUGUCACCUUCCAACAGAUCGAUAUCGAGGAGCAUCAAGCAGUCGGUCAGCCACCCGCCAUUCGCAUGUACGGCGUCACGCAUGAAGGUCACUCGGUAUGCGCUCACAUUCACGGUUUUCUGCCCUACUUCUACAUCCAUGCUCCACGCGGAUUCACCGCCAACACUUGCAAUGACUUUACCAACCAUCUCAACGUCCUCUUUGGUGGGCGCACCGUCCACAAGUCCGAGAUCGUCAGCAAAAAGAGUCUCAUGGGCUACGCUGGACAGGAGAACGUCGCUUUCAUCAAGCUCACCAUCUCGGAUCUGCGCAGCGUUCCCAGGAUCCGCGGAUCCUUCGAGCGCGGCGAGAUCGGCUUCCGUGACCUUUUCACUCCAGGCGAGGCGAGCCUCACCUACGAGAACAUCGCAUACACAUUACGCUUCAUGAUCGAUCUCAAGAUUGUCGGCAUGAACUGGAUUCGCGUCCAAGCCGCCAACUACAGGCUGCGACCGGAAAGCCAGAGAGUGUCGCUCUGCCAGAUCGAACUCGACUGCAGCUGCGACGCCAUCCACUCGCAUGCUCCCGACGACGAUUGGUCCAAGAUCGCUCCUCUCCGCAUCCUCAGCUUCGAUAUCGAGUGUGCAGGCCGCAAGGGCGUCUUCCCAGAGCCCUCGGUCGAUCCCGUCAUCCAAAUCGCCAACAUGGUCACACGGCAAGGCGAAUCGACGCCCUUUGUCAAGAACGUCUUCACGCUCAACACCUGCUCUCACAUCGUCGGAAGUCAAGUCCUUUCGUUCAACAAGGAGAUCGACAUGCUCGAGGCCUGGACCAAAUUCGUUCAAGAGGUCGACCCGGAUGUCGUCAUCGGCUACAACAUUGCCAACUUUGAUUUCCCCUACUUGCUCGAUCGAGCCAAAGCGCUCAAGUCGACCAAGUUUGCCUACCUCGGCCGUGAACGAGGCGUCCGUACCGAAGCAAAAGAUACCCAUUUUUCCUCCAAAGCAUACGGUACUCGAGACUCGAAAAAUACCGAGCUCCAAGGUCGCCUCCAGCUCGACAUGCUUCAGGUCAUGCAGCGUGACUACAAGCUUCGAUCCUAUUCGCUCAAUUCGGUUUCCUUCGAGUUUCUAGGCGAACAAAAGGAGGAUGUGCAUCACUCGCUCAUCACCGAGCUCCAGAAUGCUGGCCCAGAAUCGCGUCGACGACUCGCCGUCUACUGUCUCAAGGACGCUUACUUGCCGCAGCGACUCAUGGACAAGCUCAUGUGCUUCAUCAACUACAUCGAGAUGGCCAGAGUCACUGGCGUUCCCUUCAACUACCUGCUUUCCCGUGGUCAGCAGAUCAAGGUCGUGUCUCAACUCUUCCGCAAAGCCAACGAGGACAACUACCUCGUUCCCGCCUACAAGGGCGAGGGCAACGAAGAUCAGUACGAAGGUGCUACCGUUCUCGAGCCCAAGGCAGGCUACUACGACCGACCUAUCGCCACACUCGAUUUCGCUUCGCUGUAUCCGUCGGUCAUGAUGGCCCACAAUCUUUGCUACACCACGUUGCUCGACAAGAAGACCAUCGACCGACUCGAACUCAAGCAGGAUGACGACUACGUCAUCACCCCGAACAACAACUGCUUUGCCACCAAAAAGCUGCGCAAGGGCCUCUUGCCUACCGUCCUCGAGAAUCUGCUCGCCGCACGUAAGCGUGCCAAAGCCGACCUGAAGAAGGAGACAGAUCCCUUCAAACGUGCCGUGCUCGACGGUCGUCAGCUUGCUCUAAAGAUCAGCGCAAACUCGGUGUACGGAUUCACCGGUGCAACGAUCGGCAAGCUGCCUUGUCUCGAAAUCUCGAUGAGCACAACAGCCUAUGGUCGACAGAUGAUCGAACAGACCAAGUCGUACGUCGAGAAGCACUACACCAUCGCCAAUGGCUACGAACACGAUGCAGAGAUUGUAUACGGUGACACGGAUUCCGUCAUGAUCAAGUUUGGCGUUCCUGAUCUGCAGAAGGCGAUGGAGUUGGGUGCCGAAGCGGCAGGCCUCGUAUCCAAAACUUUCGUCGACCCCAUCAAGCUCGAGUUCGAGAAGGUCUACUUCCCUUACCUCUUGAUCAGCAAGAAGCGUUACGCAGGUCUCUACUGGACACGACCGGAAAAGUACGACAAGAUGGACACAAAGGGUAUCGAGACGGUACGACGUGACAACUGCCGCCUCGUCCAGACGGUCAUCGACACCUGCCUCCGAAAGAUGCUCAUCGACCGCGACGUCAAGGGAGCGGAAGAGUAUGCCAAGAACAUCAUCUCGGACCUGCUGCAGAACAAGGUCGACAUGUCGCAGCUCGUCAUCACCAAGGCGCUGGCAAAGGCGGACUACGCAGCCAAGCAGGCGCACGUCGAGCUGGCGGAACGCAUGCGAAAGCGUGAUGCCGGUUCCGCACCGGCGUUGGGCGAUCGUGUCGCCUACGUCAUCGUCAAAGCCGCUAAAGGUGCUGCUGCCUACGAGCGGUCCGAGGAUCCGAUCUACGUGCUGGACCACAACAUCCCCAUCGAUACGCGCUACUACCUCGAGAACCAGCUGGCCAAGCCGCUCCUGCGUAUCUUUGAACCCAUCAUGGGUCCCAAAGCGAGCACCAUGCUCAACGGCGAACACACGCGUGUGGUCCAAGUGGCGACGUCCAACGUCGGUGCUCUGAUGAAGUUUGCCGUCAAGACGGUCCAGUGCCUGGGCUGUCGAACACCGUUGAAGGAUCAGAACAUGCCCGUGUGCAAGAAUUGCCGGCCGAAAGUGGCUCAGCUGUACCACGAGAAGCUGGCGCGUGCAUCGGCGCUCGAGGUCGAGUUUGCUAGGCUGUGGACGUGCUGUCAGAGGUGUCAGGGUAGUUUGGCGCAGGAUGUGCUGUGUACGAACAAGGAUUGUCCCAUCUUCUUCAAGAGGAAGAGGGCGCAGAAGGAUGUUGAGGAUGCGGUGCAGGUUGUUCAGCGGUUCGACACCGCGUGGUGA
Messenger RNA from Pseudozyma hubeiensis SY62, 3174 nucleotides. RefSeq lists its product as hypothetical. Bases 1 to 3174 code for a protein of 1057 amino acids. The record is from RefSeq and is a predicted model, not a curated record. NCBI's taxonomy places the organism in Eukaryota, Fungi, Basidiomycota, Ustilaginomycetes, Ustilaginales, Ustilaginaceae. Gene Ontology annotation, cellular component: delta DNA polymerase complex. Gene Ontology annotation, molecular function: 3'-5'-DNA exonuclease activity; DNA binding; DNA-directed DNA polymerase activity. Gene Ontology annotation, biological process: DNA-templated DNA replication; nucleotide-excision repair, DNA gap filling; DNA replication proofreading. The transcript has a single exon.